Molecule: messenger RNA, 7054 nt
Organism: Malaya genurostris
Lineage: Eukaryota; Metazoa; Arthropoda; Insecta; Diptera; Culicidae
Gene: fra
Product: neogenin
Exons: 10
Coding region: 543-5066 (1507 amino acids)
Biological process (GO): cell-cell adhesion
Cellular component (GO): membrane
Molecular function (GO): protein binding
Source: RefSeq, a predicted model, not a curated record
UUAGCUUGAUUCCAUUCAUUCGCAAUAUGGCCGGCUCGGGAGUAGGAUGCUUUCGUCGUCGUCGGCUAUCGCGUAUCGCGUAGAGUUUCUUCGGUGUUGAAGUAUAUAUAGGGAUCGGAAGGCUAUACCAACUAAUGGACGGGAGGAAAGUUUUAGAUAUCGAGUGCGAAGGGUUUCGGUUGCAAUUGAAGAUAGAAAAAAAAAUGGGCAAAUGUGCUAAAUUCGAUUCUACUGAAUAACUAAAUUUGCUGAAUAGUGGAUGGAAAUGCUGUUACAAAUGUUUUGUGAAUGAAUGAGAAAUAUGGGAUAACGGGUCGAAGCAAGAUGAAAGGAUUAAAUUCGGCCGAGUGAAGAUAGUGGUGAUUUUUUGCCGAAGUGUGUAGCAUUCGUGAUUCUAGGCUAGCUGGGUUUCCAGCUGAAACGAAAAGAAAGAGCAGUGGGCGAGGCAAGGAAAAUCGGUUUUUUUUUCGGGAGGAAAUUUGUAUGUUUUCUUGUUUUUGCCUAUCGGAAACCUGUGUUUCAGUUGCAAAAUUGGAAGUGUAAUGAUAAUGAUGAAUAUAGUAAGCGAACGAAUUUGUUCGUGGAAGGGAAGCAGAGCAAUAGGCACGGCAGGUGCUGUUAGCUGGCGACGAAAUCUGAUCAUAUGGGGAAUUGUCUUGUCGCUAAUGUUUACAGAGUGUUACAGCAGCCAAGCCUUGGAGUUCACAAUCGAACCAUCGGACGUGACGGUGCCAGAAGGCAGUUCUGUUAUGUUGCAGUGUGCCGGCCGGUUGGACCAGAAGGCGAUGCGAGCGGGAAAGAUUGCGCCUAACAUACGGUGGCGAGGUCCGGAUGGGCAGGACAUCGGUAUAGUGGGUGACACCUUCCGAUCACAGCUGACCAACGGGUCUCUCUACAUUAGCUCGGUGGAAACGAACCGGGGCCUGACCGGUUUCUAUCACUGUCUGCUCACGGUCGAUGGGAUCGGAACGAUCGUGAGCCGUUCGUCCAGAGUGUCCAUUUCUGAUCUUCCCGAGAUCAAUCAAGACUCUCACGAAAUUUACCUCUACGCAGGCCAAACGGCCUACUUCAAAUGCUUGUCCAGUCCGCUGUUGUUCAAUCUUGAAGCCCGGUACCGUGUCGAGUGGUACAAGGAUGAAUCACCACUGCGGAUGGAUCUGACACGAAUGCUAUUGCUUCCCUCGGGAGCUCUGGAAAUCGACGAAGUAGUCUCGGGAGACCGGGGGACCUAUCAGUGUAACAUAACGGCCGAGACGUUCUCCAGGUUGAGUAGUAAAUCGAAUCUAAACAUCAAAUCAACGGCCGGUCAACCGCAAAGCUUUGCACCACCUUCGUUCGUAAUAGUUCCUCAGCCACAAACCGUACGAGAAGGCGAUACCGUAAUAUUGGACUGUGUGGCCAACGGGAAUCCCAAGCCAACCAUCAAGUGGCUUCGGAAUGGCGAAGAAAUCGACAUGAAUGAUUUGGACUCGAGGUUUCGAAUAAUUGGCACCGGAUCGUUACAGAUUAACUCCAUCCAGGACACGGAUGCCGGAGAUUACCAAUGUAGAGCCAGUAACUCCGAAGAUUCCCUGGAUGCAUCCGCUACCGUACAGGUGCAGGUCCCACCGAAGUUUAUUCUCAGUCCUGAGGACAAAAUUGCGUACGAAAAAGAAGAAUUGGAGUUGCAGUGCUCCAUCCACGGAAAACCAACUCCUGUGAUUCAGUGGCUGAAAAAUGGGGAUCUGAUAACGCCAAACGAAUACAUGCAAAUUGUUGGAGGCCACAAUCUGAAGAUCUUCGGGCUGAUUGGAUCCGACGCGGGCAUGUUUCAAUGCAUCGGCACCAAUCCGGCCGGUAGCGUGCAGGCAGCGGCCCGUCUGGAAAUCGUCGAACCAGGGCAACUGAAAAGACAGAAGGGUAAGAAAUUUAAUCAGAACCAGUCAAAAAUGAAAUCCUACGAAAAAUCGAUUCACUCUGACCCGAAACUGUCGAAAGUUGUGCUGGACAGUUUGCUGUCGAAAACGAAGGAAAAGGCAAAUGUGAAUCAAAAUAAAUUUCAAUACGACGAAUACACGGACGACGACUAUCUCGAGCACGAGGAAGAUCACGACGACGACGAAGAAGAGGGAAAAAUUUACUCGCUACGACCCAACGAAGACCCGAACAAACUUUAUCAAUCGUUGACCGGCUCGCGGUCCACCGAAGACGGUGGUGAGAUUGGACAUUUUUCUAAUUCAAACUAUCCCAAUGCUGUCACACGGAAAUACCCGAAAUCGGAACUAGAUGGAAGCGGCAAGUUUGCAGCACCGCUACCGGGACCACCACGGGAUCUGCAGGCUCAGAUUGUGAAACCACGAUUCAUCACGCUCAGCUGGUUAGAGCCGGUCAAAAAUCCGGAUGAAGUUAUCACGUACUCAGUUUACUACAAGAUGCACACCAGUGAAAGAGAACGCAAAAUAACUACGAAAUCUCGCGACGAACAGGAAGUCAACAUUCAGUCUCUCCUACCGGGAAAAACUUAUCAGUUCCGUGUGGUGGGUAACAGUAAUCACGGAUCAGGUGAGUCAUCCCAAACGCUGGAAGUUCGGACCCACUCGGAAGAUAAUGUGGCUGGCCCACCACAGAAUAUUCGUGGCCGGGCAAUGAGUGACAAAGAAAUCCAUCUUCAGUGGGAUCCUCCACUGGUGUCGAUCGCUGAAAUAUCGAAGUACCGCGUGUACUAUGCGGAAAUCGAUAACGGCGAUGAAAUGUACUCCGAUACCACGUCGACCGAAAUAAUUAUUAGUGAACUGAGACCUUACACCGAGUAUACGCUCUAUGUGAUGCCCUGGAAUCAAGUCGGGAUGGGUGAUCCGUCGCUCGAAAUAGUAGUCAAAACUCACUCGUCCAUUCCUUCCGAGUCACCGUCGAAUGUAUCUUUGGAAGCAACAAGCUCGACGUCGAUCACAAUUCGUUGGCAACCGCCACCGGUCGAAGAACGCAACGGUCAAAUUACCGGAUACAAAAUUCGUUACCGGAAAAACAAAAAACCGUUACAAGUGGAAACCACGCCGGCGAAUGUCCGACACUGGGAAUUGAAAGGCCUGGAACGACUGUCCGCAUAUCAGGUCAAAAUUGCUGCCAUGACCGUUAAUGGUUCGGGUCCGUUCACCGAAUGGCACCACAUCGAGACGUAUGAAAACGAUCUGGACGAAUCGCAGGUCCCUGGCCAACCGGGAUGGAUCAGAACUCGACCGGGAGCGGAUAGCAUCACUGUUCUGUGGGCUCCUCCAGUCCAUCAGGAGAUAAAAGUGCGGAAUUAUAUCCUCGGAUGGGGAAAAGGCAUUCCGGACGAAGACACUACCGACGUGGAGGAACAUAUACGAACGUUCGAAGUUCGAAACCUGGAACCAAACACCGAGUAUGUGAUAUCGCUCCGUGCACGGAACAACAUGGGUGAUGGCCCGCCAAUUUAUGACACUGUGCGUACGAGAGAAGAUUCACCCAUAGAAGCACCCACCCCACUAGAAGUGCCGGUAGGGCUCCGAGCUAUUCCGAUGUCAGGAACAUCAAUCGUGGUGUAUUGGACCGAUACGACACUGAGCAAAAGCCAACACGUGACCGACAAUAGACACUACGUAGUUAAAUAUACCCCGACCGCAUCAACUCGUUUCCGAUACUACAAUACAACCGACUUGAACUGUAUGAUCGGAGAUCUUCGUCCAAGCACGCAAUAUGAGUUUGCGGUGAAAGUAGUUAAAGGACAUCGGCAAUCUGCGUGGUCUAUGUCCGUUAUCAACUCAACGCAUCAAGCAUCGCCGGUGUCGCCUCCACGGGAUUUAACCGUAUCUUAUGAUGAUCGAAACCCAUUGACUGCAAUUCUACAAUGGCAACCACCCCGACACAGUAACAGUCCAAUUACCGGAUAUGUAGUACUCUAUACCACGGAUCCAAACAAACGAGAUCGCGACUGGAAUGCGGAAGCCGUUGUUGGAGAUAAAACCAGUACGGAGAUUACGAGCUUGGAGCCCCAUACAGUAUACUAUUUCAAGGUACAAACUCGCAACACUAAGGGAUAUGGACUAUUUUCGGCAAUGGUUUCUCAAACAACGGGAGCCGACGUGGACUCCAGUGAAAAUUUAUCGAUGCACAAAUCUAUUUCACCGGAGAUGGUCUAUGUGAUAGUUGGAUUUUCGAUCCUAACGGCUGUGAUAGCAGUCGCCGUCGUGAUCUUACUUUGUCGCAAGAAACCAGAAGGAACUCCGGAGCAUGCGAAGAAAAGUUAUCAGAAGAAUAAUGCCGGUAUUAUCAAGCCGCCGGAUUUGUGGAUACAUCAUGAUCAGAUGGAACUGAAAAACCUGGAUAAAAAUAAUCACAGCACCACACCCGGUUCAGUCGAUGGAGGAGCUUCCAGUAGUGGGGCUUUAACCCUGCCGCGGUCGGUGGGAGGUCACGAGUUCGACAACGAAACUCCGAUAUCUCAUGUAACAAACUCGUUGGAUAAGCGAACCUAUGUGCCAGGUUAUACGGGAACCACAACCCCAUUAAGCUCGACCAUGGAACGACCGCAAUAUCCCCGUACACAGUACAAUAUGGCAUCACGGCCGCACAUAUCACUUGAUCAACAGACACUAUCGCAGCAGAGCUUACUACAGCAACCGCCACAGUUACCUCCGGCCAACUCGCUGGUGCAAACUCCGGAAAAUCCCUACACGUACGAAGGAAAUUACAGCAAUCCGGCAGUCACAUACGCACCCGGUAUGACGGUGGAUGCACCGAAGCGAGGGCAAGGCCAUCCCUUGAUGAGCUUCAGUGUUCCUGCCCCGCCAGCUUCGACGCCAGUUGUUACCAAUCAGGGAAAGCAUGUACAAACUCCUUCGGUCACGAUACGCCCGCAGAACUCAUCCCCCUACAAGAAGCCUUCGCUGUCCACCAGUUCGUUGACGAACCGGCUGCAGACAGGACCGGCCGUGCAGCAUUCCACCGACGAAAUCCAGCGGCUCGCUCCGUCCACUUCGACCGAGGAGCUGAACCAGGAGAUGGCGAACCUCGAAGGACUGAUGAAGGAUCUGAGUGCAAUAACGGCCAACGAAUUCGAAUGCUAAUAUUCGGAGUGAAUGCCGGAUCGCGAAUGAGCCCCAGCUGAUACGAGAGCUGACCGAGUGAGUGGGCAUGAGCAAAUGAGACAAAUGUGAGCGAAGUAUUCCGGCAUCGGGAUUUCAUCGGAAAGUGAUCGAACUAUUAGUCAUUAUUAAUUUAGUCGUUUUCGAUACACGUUUUAUAAUAACUGUACUAAUUAGGUAAGCUAAAUAUGUGUACGGGAAGCUCUCUUAUUUUCGCUUACUUUCACAAUAAGUUUUUGAGAAAUAAAUUCAAUAGCAUGAAUGUGAAAGACUAUCAAAAAUGUGUAUGCCAAGAUAGGGUAUUUUCAGCUUUCCAUGCUCAUUAAUGAAUGGAAUUAGUCUAACUUAUUUAUUUCUACAUUUCAAUUGUAAUAAAGUAUGCCGUACUGUGAGCCAGCCACGAUGAGUUUGAUUUUACGGUAAAUUUUUUCCGUACAAACGUACUAUCAAGUAAGAUUAUUAUUAUGUACUGUAAAUAGAACAAACUAGCAAAUAAGGCUUUUCGAACCAAUAAGAUUGAUGUCUCUUUGACUUUUUUUUGUAAUAUGAAGAAAACAGUUCAUUUACAGUUUUAGAAUAGUUUAUAGAUCGAAUUUCAUUCCCAGUGAUUUUUAAUUCAAAUUUAUAUAUUAGUAAAACAAUUUUUAGAGAAUUUUUAAACAGAAUUGAAGAAAUGCAUUUACUUUACAGAAAAACAAUAGAAGUCUACCAAAUCAGUUGGAAAUUAUUACGUCAAGAAAUCACAAACAGAUAAAAGCCCAGGGAACAAUCAUACUAGGAAGAAUCAUAGAAUGAAUAAUGACAAAAGUUUCUCAGUGCAUAAUUUUGAAAUUUCGUUGGUACUGGAUAUGAAUGAUCAAAAUCACAUCUACUGCCAUUUAACAUAUUUGUUUCGUUCAUAUAUCAUUGAUUGUACUCUUUGGUUGAAUUUAUUCUUGCAAGGGAAACUUGAAUACACGUCGUGUUGACAUCUGCAUUUGUAACCGUAAUUCCUUAUCGCGUAUUGUAACGUAUUUUAUCGCCCAAAUCACAACACAGUGAUUUUAUCAUAUGUAAAACAUCAUAAAUGUAAAUCAAAAUAUUUUAUGUCUCAACCGAAAAUGAUUUCCAUCAUUCGUUGAUGAAUCUAAUUGCAGGAAUAAAUGCAUGAAACUAAUGCAUAAUUUAUUAUCCAUUACAAGGUACUUCUUGUCUCUCACCGAAUUUACAAUACACUCACAAAAAACACCUCACAAACAAUACACACUCACACAAAAAUUGCCACCAUUAUCACCUGUUUGUGCAUAUGAAUCUGAGUAUUUUACGAAUAAUUCCAAAAAUUUUUAUACGUAUUAUACAAACUAUAGUCACGAUAGUUGAAGAACCGAAAGAACAGAUUUUUAACCAAAUGAAUGACAGACGAUGUAAAAACCAAACGUAACAAAAAAUAUAAAUUCAAACAAGCCUAAAUAGCGUUAUGGUAAAAGUAUAUAUAAGGAAUACGAACAACAAAAAAUCAACCUCCUUGAACUUUGUAUCGCCUAACAAAUCGAAACGUUGGUUUCUGCUAUACAAAACAAAACAAGUCGAAAUUUGUUUUUUUUCGUACCCCACUGAUUGGCUGCUAAAAUAGUUAAAACAAAUUUUAAACAUCGUAACAUUAGUCUUCGCCUUUGUACAUAUAUAAUUGCUAUGCAUAAACGGUAUCGUCAUAUUUAUUAUCGAAAUGAAGCUACCCAAAAACCGCACGAAAUUUGGCAUAACUUCCGCAAAACAGAGCGUGAGAAGUGAGAUGGUAACAAAUAAAACACAAAAAGGUCACAUCAACGGUAAAUGACUGCGUGAAAGUAAGAACGCAACAGAAAUUAUUAGUGUAUGGUACGAUGUUUUGCUACCUAUUGUAUUUGUACAUUGUAUAAGUGAAACAGGAACAAACCACACCAACGAUGGAAUCGUGGAUGGGAAAAUAAAUUUGAAAAGUACAUUAAUAA